CAAAAAUUAUAUAUUUGGUAGGCAUAUUAGAUUUAUCCUUAGUUAGUCCUAGUAAUUGCCAAUCUACCUUGUUUAAAAAAUAGGAAAAUAAUUAAGGUGAGGAUAUCACACAUAUGUGAUCAAAUCAAAUCUCAUAAUCACGUAAUUGCAUUAUAAAUAGCCUUCCUCUGACUCCCAUUUUCAAUACAAGACAUACAAACAACAAUGGGAAGAUUCACUUCCAUCUUCUUUCUUUUUACCCUCUUUUCGUCUCAUUUUGUUGCUUCAAGUCUUGGAAAGAAGCAAAGUGAUGUUCUUGGUAAAUUUAACAAGGCUAAGCGAAAGAGGGAUUCGUCCAUUGAAAAGAGUUAUUUACAAGCAGCCCUUGAAAAUAUAGAAAUAGACAAAGUUAUCCUUCCACAGGAUGGACUAAAAGAAAACGAUUGGAUCAAGAAAUUGCCUGGACAACCGUCAGUGAAGUUUCAGCAAUAUGGUGGCUAUGUUACUGUCAAUGAAUCCGCUGGUCGUGCUUUGUAUUAUUACUUUACUGAAGCUGAGAAUCCAAAUUCAUUGCCUUUGCUUCUUUGGCUUAAUGGCGGUCCUGGUUGUUCUUCGAUUGCUUUUGGGGCCAUGGAGGAACUUGGACCUUUCAGAGUUAAUAGUGAUGGGCAAACAUUACACAGGAAUUAUUAUGCGUGGAAUCAUGCUGCCAACGUGUUGUUCUUGGAGUCUCCUGCUGGAGUAGGAUUUUCAUAUACAAAUACAAGCAGUGACCUCAAUACAACUGGAGAUGGCAGAACUGCUUAUGAUAAUUUUGUAUUCUUGCUUAAUUGGCUCGAGAGAUUUCCGGAGUAUAAGAACAGACAAUUUUACAUUUCUGGUGAGAGCUAUGCCGGGCAUUAUGUACCUCAGUUGGCACAUACAAUUCUUAAGCAUAACAAGUUAGCCAACAAGACUCUCAUCAAUCUCAAAGGAAUAAUUAUUGGGAAUGCAGUGAUCAAUGAUGACACAGAUGACAUAGGAAUGUAUGAAUAUUUUGCAUCGCAUGCCCUAAUUUCAGAUAAAACUUAUCUUGACAUCAAGAAAUAUUGUUACGAAGAUCAAUACAAUGAGGGCAGGUGUAACGGGGCAGUUGCAACUUCAGACGUGAAUGUGAACUAUCUUGACAUCUACAACAUUUAUUAUCCCCUUUGCCAGGAUGGAAUCACGAAACCGUCACCAUGGCAGUUUGACCCCUGCUCAGACAACUACAUUUUUACCUACCUAAACAGACGGGAUGUUCAAGAUGCACUCCAUGCCAAUGUUACCAACAUCAAAUAUGAGUGGACAUCUUGCAGCAAUCCACUCUUUUACAAUUGGCAAGACAGCCCGAAGACUAUAAUCCCUCUCCUCAAAGAGUCUCUGGCAAAUGGUGUUCGAGUAUGGGUUUUUAGUGGUGAUACAGAUGGAAGGGUGCCUGUAACUUCUUCAAAGAGAUCUAUACAAGCAAUGAACCUUACAGUUGAUCAACCUUGGCGCUAUUGGUUGAAUGGAGGAGAGGUUGGAGGAUAUGUUGAGACAUACAAAGGAGGUCUAACAUUUGCAACAGUAAGAGGAGCAGGACAUGAAGUUCCAAGUUACCAACCUGCCAGAGCCCUUUCUCUUAUUUCUCACUUCCUUUCUGACACAUUACCCCCUGGACCUCAUUAUUAAUC
This is a messenger RNA of Capsicum annuum, 1673 nucleotides long. Its product is annotated as serine carboxypeptidase-like 40. The coding region runs from base 205 to 1671 and encodes 488 amino acids. The transcript has 8 exons. Gene Ontology annotation, biological process: proteolysis. Gene Ontology annotation, molecular function: serine-type carboxypeptidase activity. The record is from RefSeq and is a predicted model, not a curated record. Gene Ontology annotation, cellular component: vacuole. NCBI's taxonomy places the organism in Eukaryota, Viridiplantae, Streptophyta, Magnoliopsida, Solanales, Solanaceae.